Pelecanus crispus (Dalmatian pelican) is the source of this 2745-nucleotide messenger RNA. NCBI's taxonomy places the organism in Eukaryota, Metazoa, Chordata, Aves, Pelecaniformes, Pelecanidae. The record is from RefSeq and is a predicted model, not a curated record.
GCUGUUGUGCGUAUGGAUGAACGCAGGGAAGAGCAAAUUGUGCAGCUGUUGAACACUGUCCAAAGUAAAAAUGAAAAGGAGCAAGAAGCCAUGUCCUGGUGGUCUGGGGAUGAAGAAGGACCUACUCCAGAACAGCCUGCAAAAGUGAAACCAGAUGUUGAAAAAGCUCCUGUAAGACAGAGACCAGUCUUGGAAAAAACAUUUCUUGAUCGGGAUGUAGAAUAUCUCUUUGAAAAAAAUGAGCAGGAUACUGAUUUAGAUGAGCAACUUAAAGAAGACUUAAGAAAGAAGAAAUCUGAUCCUAGAUAUAUUGAAAUGCAGAGAUUCCGAGAGAAACUCCCUUCAUAUGGGAUGAGACAGGAACUUGUAAACCUUAUAAACAAUAAUCGAGUAACUGUGAUAAGUGGUGAAACUGGUUGUGGAAAGACAACCCAAGUUACACAGUUCAUCUUGGAUGAUUACAUAGAGCGAGGGAAAGGGUCUACUUGCAGGAUUGUUUGUACUCAGCCUAGGAGGAUCAGUGCUAUCUCGGUGGCUGAGAGAGUUGCUGCUGAAAGGGCAGAAGCAUGUGGUAAUGGCAAGAGUACAGGAUACCAAAUUCGUCUACAGAGUCGGUUACCAAGGAAACAAGGUUCAAUUUUAUACUGUACCACAGGAAUUGUCCUACAGUGGCUCCAGUCAGAUAAGCACUUGUCCAGCAUUAGUCAUGUAGUCCUUGAUGAAAUUCAUGAAAGAAAUCUUCAGUCAGAUGUUUUAAUGAGCAUUAUUAAAGAUCUUUUGAAUAUUCGUUUGGAUCUGAAAGUAAUACUAAUGAGUGCUACUUUAAAUGCAGAGAAGUUUUCAGAGUAUUUUGAUAAUUGUCCAAUGAUUCACAUACCUGGGUUCACUUUCCCUGUGGUGGAGUAUCUUCUCGAAGAUGUAAUUGAGAAAUUGAGGUAUACUCCAGAAAACACAGACCGUCGGCCACGGUGGAAGAAGGGCUUCAUGCAAGGACAUGUAAGCAGACCAGAAAAGGAAGAAAAAGAGGAAAUCUACAGGGAACGAUGGCCAGACUACUUAAGGCAGCUGCGGGGCAGGUAUUCAGCAAGUACUAUAGAUGCCUUGGAAAUGAUGGAUGAUGACAAGGUUGACCUUGACCUUAUAGCAGCACUUAUCAGACACAUCGUUUUGGAAGAAGAGGAUGGUGCAAUUCUAGUGUUUCUUCCAGGCUGGGACAACAUUAGCACUUUGCAUGAUCUCUUGAUGUCGCAAGUCAUGUUUAAGUCAGAUAGGUUUAUUAUCAUACCUUUACAUUCAUUGAUGCCUACUGUUAACCAGACUCAGGUUUUUAAGAAGACCCCGCCAGGAGUAAGGAAAAUCGUGAUUGCUACCAACAUUGCAGAGACUAGCAUUACAAUAGAUGACGUCGUGUUCGUUAUAGAUGGUGGAAAAAUAAAGGAAACUCACUUUGACACACAGAACAACAUCAGCACAAUGGCAGCGGAGUGGGUUAGUAAAGCUAAUGCCAAGCAGAGGAAAGGUCGAGCAGGAAGAGUUCAGCCAGGCCACUGUUACCAUCUAUACAAUGGAUUACGUGCCAGCCUUCUAGAUGAUUAUCAGUUACCAGAGAUCUUGAGGACACCUUUGGAAGAACUCUGUUUACAAAUCAAGAUUCUAAAGCUUGGUGGAAUCGCUUAUUUUCUGAGCAAACUAAUGGAUCCACCGUCUCGUGAUGCUGUAAUGUUGGCCAUAAAUCAUCUAAUGGAGCUGAAUGCUUUGGACAGACAAGAAGAACUGACUCCACUAGGUGUCCAUUUAGCACGAUUACCAGUUGAACCGCAUAUUGGAAAAAUGAUCCUCUUUGGAGCUUUAUUCUGCUGCUUGGAUCCAGUACUAACAAUUGCAGCUAGCCUCAGCUUCAAAGACCCCUUUGUCAUUCCUCUGGGCAAAGAGAAAGUAGCAGAUGCAAGAAGAAAGGAACUGUCAAAGAACACUAAAAGUGAUCAUCUGACUGUGGUGAAUGCUUUCACGGGCUGGGAAGAGACUCGGCGUCGUGGUUUCAAAACUGAGAAGGACUAUUGCUGGGAAUAUUUCCUUUCUUCAAAUACACUGCAGAUGCUGCAUAACAUGAAAGGACAGUUUGCUGAGCAUCUACUUGCAGCUGGAUUUGUGAAUAGCAGAGACCCCAAGGAUCCCAAAUCUAAUACUAACUCGGAUAAUGAGAAGUUGCUCAAAGCAGUCAUCUGUGCUGGUUUAUAUCCAAAAGUUGCAAAGAUCCGGCCAAGCUUCAGCAAAAAGAGAAAAAUGGUGAAAGUUUGCACCAAGACAGAUGGGACGGUUAAUAUUCAUCCUAAAUCGGUUAAUGUGGAAGAAACAGAGUUCCAUUAUAACUGGCUUGUGUACCAUUUGAAGAUGAGAACUAGCAGUAUUUACUUGUAUGAUUGUACAGAGGUCUCUCCAUACUGUCUCCUGUUCUUCGGAGGAGAUAUAUCCAUUCAGAAGGAUAAAGAUCAGGAUACCAUCGCUGUGGAUGAAUGGAUUGUUUUCCAGUCUCCGGCAAGAAUAGCACACUUAGUUAAGAAUUUAAGACAAGAACUCGAUGAUCUUCUGCAAGAAAAAAUAGAAAACCCACAUCCCGUGGACUGGAAUGAUACUACAUCGAGGGAUACAGCAGUACUGACAGCUAUUAUAGACUUAAUCACAACACAGGAGAAUGAAAGUGCCAGAAACUAUGCUCCACGAUUCCAGAGUGAACGCUAUAGUUGA